CACGUCACUUCCAUGCCAACAAUUAAAACGGACCAAAUCGUAGAACAUUGAUGGGUUUUGUUGACAUAUGAACGCCUAUUGUUCAUGUUACCAAAAGGGUAAUUUAAAGCGGAACAAUUUAUUGACGUCGUGUUUUCGACCGAGCACAUUUCACCGUCGUACUUGCAUGAGUAGAAUGAAAGCGACACAUUUCUUCAAGUUAUCUUCGAAACUUUAGUUAGAAUCAAUUUAACGCUGCUAUGACAGACAAGGCGGUAAAAAUGUUGCGCUUUCUUUUUUGUGUUUAUGUUUGUUUGCCGUUCGUGACCGCAACAGCAGCAGAAGAGGAAGAAGACGUGAUGGCGUUGAUCCCUGCGGGGGAAAUGGCGACCAGUGACGCAAAGUCAGUUGAAAUUGAGUCUUUUUUCUUGGACAAACAUCCUGUCACCAACUACGCUUUCAGACAAUUCGUGAGGGAGCGCAAGUACCAAACGGAAGCUGAGAAGUUUGGAUGGAGUUUCGUCUUCCAGGAUUUUGUUUCUGAGGACCUGAAGAGCAAAGUGACGCAGAGGAUUGAGUCUGCUCCGUGGUGGCUUCCUGUGGGACGAGCCUUUUGGCGACAGCCAGCAGGUCCUGGCUCUGGCAUCCGGGAGCUCCUGGACUUCCCGGUGGUUCACGUGAGCUGGAACGACGCUCAGGCGUUCUGCAGCUGGAAAGGCAAGCGGCUCCCGAGUGAAGAUGAGUGGGAGUGGGCAGCACGUGGGCGGCGGCAAGGGCGGACUUUCCCGUGGGGGAACAAGUUCCAGAGCAACAGGAGCAACCUGUGGCAGGGGUCCUUCCCAGACGGGGACACGGCGGAGGACGGCUAUCACGGCGUGUCGCCCGUCACCGCCUUCCCGCCUCAGAACGACUUUGGUCUCUCGGACAUGAUGGGCAACACGUGGGAGUGGACGUCCAGCGUCUUCCCCGCAGCGCAGCACAUGUUCGUGCUACGCGGCGCCUCCUGGAUCGACACGGCGGACGGCUCGGCCAAUCACAAGGCGACGCUCACCACCAGGAUGGGCAACACCCCUGACUCCGCCUCCGAUAACCUGGGCUUCAGGUGUGCCUCCGGUGGCGGGAAGAGGAAGCAGCGGGAGGAACUGUAGUGAGAGGAGGAUUGGGAUGAAGAUGAAGAUGACGAACAGGAAACUUGCUGACUCAGAAGAAACUGAGUGGCAGGAAGCGAAACAUCAAAAAGUUUCCACUGCGGUCUCUGGAACUCACAAGUGACUCACACUUUAUAGGUCGGAGGUCCAAACUCUUUUCAGCGAGAGCCGAGUUAAUACGUUGCAGAAUGCGGGGCCACUUUGAUACAUUGUGCACAUUAUAGACACGAGAAGCGGCACAUCAACACAUCUUAGCUUGGUCUUAUCACUCACAAAGUACACUUGAUGUCAUUUUGCCCUCAAUGAAGACAUUCAGGCAUAAAAACUAUUGGCCACUCAACCACACCAAAACAAUCACACUGUUCAGUAUCCUGGCCACUGAUUGGCCGGGCGUCGGGCAGCAUCGCCAACCUUUUGGGGCAAUUGUGCAACCUUUUGAGUACCGUAUUUUCCGCACUAUAAGGCGCACCUAAAAACCUCCAAUUUUCUCAAAAGCUGACAGUGCGCCUUAUAAUCCGGUGCGCCUUAUAUAUGGACCAAUUUUGAGCCACAACAGGUCUUGCAACUACGGGAUGCAUAAAGUAACCACAACCUCUACUGUAGCGUCUAUUGUAUGCGCCUUAUAAUGCGGAGCGACUUAUAUAUGAACAAUGUUUUAAAAUAGGCCAUUCAUUAAAGGUGCACCUUAUAAUCUGGUGCGCCUUAUAAUGCGGAAAAUACGGUAAUAUAACUUGGUACUUGACAUGUGCUAACUGCUAGCAUGCUAACUUUUUUGAAACCAUUUUGCAACCGAACACCUCAGUCACGUGACUUGGUUGCUGACGCAUGCUAACUGUUAGCAUGCUAACUUUUUUGAAGCAAUUUUGCAGCCGAACACCUCAGUCACGUGACUUGGUAGCUGACACAUGCUAACUGUUAGCAUGCAAACUUUUCUUUAGCCAAUUGUGCAGCCAAUCACCUGAGAGCCAUAUACGUAACUUGGUAUUUGACACGUCAGCUCAGUGUUUUUCAACCUUUUUUGAGCCAAUUAAGGCACAUUUUUUGCGUUGAAAAACUGCGGAGGCACACCACCAGCAGAAAUCAUUAAAAAACGAAACUCAGUUGACAGUAAAAAGUCGUCGCAAUUGUUGGAUAUGACUUUAAAGCAUAACCAAGCAUGCAUCACUAUAGCUCUUGUCUCAAAGUAGGUGUACUGUCACCACCUGUCACAUCACACCUUGACUUUUUUGCGGUUUUCCUGUGUGUAGUGUUUUAGUUCUUGUCUUGCGCUCCUAUUUUGGUGGCUUUUUCUCUUUUUUUUUGGUAUUUUCCUGCAGCAGUUUCAUGUAGUAGCUCCUUUGAAUUCCUUCUAAGUCUAUAACAAGAUCUGAUAGCUCAGUACAGCUCUUUUUAUUACCAAAUAUGUGUUAUGUGUUUUAUGUUGCACGAUUGCACCAAGAAAAAUUCCUAGUUUGUGAACCCGUUCUCAAACAAUGGCAAUAAAACUAAAACUAUUCUGAUUGAUAUUUCCCGCAUCUACUUUGUUUUAGCAAUCAAGAAUAUUUCAGUCGUUUUUAUCCUUCUUUGUGGGGACAUUG
Messenger RNA from Entelurus aequoreus (snake pipefish), 2704 nucleotides. RefSeq names its product sulfatase modifying factor 2 (gene sumf2). The transcript is spliced from 9 exons. Gene Ontology annotation, cellular component: endoplasmic reticulum. The record is from RefSeq and is a predicted model, not a curated record. Lineage: Eukaryota; Metazoa; Chordata; Actinopteri; Syngnathiformes; Syngnathidae. Bases 240 to 1127 code for a protein of 295 amino acids.